AUUGAUUUUACAAAAAACUUUCAUGAAAAUCAAACGUUGACGACAUGCAUGACAGAGACAAGAUUUAUUUACAACACUUCCUAUGUCUUUUCCUUUUUCCAGAGCAGACAAGUUACUUCAAAAACUGACUUGGCAGCUGUAAACUUUGUAAAAGUUUCGAAUACUAUUCAAUUUUGUUCAAGGCAGCCUUGUAAGUUUCUUAGCCGAAUGAAAGCGUCCUCUUUGGAGGCCAAGCCAAAAGUGAUUGUCAUAAGUGGUCCUACUGGUGUUGGAAAGACUAGGAUAUCUAUCGAAUUAGCAAAGCUACUGAAUGGAGAAAUUAUUUCCGCAGAUUCUGUUCAAGUAUAUCGUAAACUAGACGUAGGUUCCAAUAAGCCUUCCAUAGAGGAAAGAAAUGGGAUUGUACACCAUCUGAUUGAUAUAGUGGAACCCACUUAUGAGUUUAGCGCGGGAGAGUUUUUCCAACGUGCUCGUGAAGCAACAAAAUCCAUUCUUAGCAGACACAAAGUUCCUAUAGUCGUUGGUGGUACUUCCAUGUAUGUACGUUGGUAUAUUUAUGGAUUGCCAGCAACACCACCUGCGACAAAUUCAGUGGCUUAUUAUGUUUCAACGACAUUAGAAGAGCUGAAUGGGAAUUGGGACCUUGCCAUUGAGUUACUGGAACAACUGGAUCCAAUGAGAGCAACUAAAAUAUGCAGAAAUGAUUGGUAUCGGCUGCGAAGAGCAUUGGAAAUUUAUUAUGCUACAGGCAAGCCUUUGAGUGAGUUACCACUACAAGGAGGUGCUCCCAAUCCAAAAAAGUUAUUACAGGGCAUACCUGUGACUGAUUUGGAUUAUGACUUUCGUUGUUUCUUCCUUGUUGCUCCACGCAAAGAGUUGAAUAGGUUUAUAGAUAGGAGAUGUGAACGAAUGAUUGCUCAAGAUGGUCUACUGAAGGAAGUAUUUGAGCUUUUGUAUAAGAGAGAAUUGUCGAAAGACUCUUCUGCCGGAAAAGCUAUCGGUUAUAGACAGACUAUUGAAUAUUUAACCAAUCAUGAAACAAAUGCUUUGGAUCAGUUCAUGAAAUAUUUAAGAGAUUUUCAGAAUGCUUCGAGACAAUAUGCACGAAGACAGUUGCAAUGGUUUCGAGGAGAAGAGUUAUUUCAUUGGGUACCUGUUGAGAUGUUUUCGAAUGAUAUUUCACAUGUUGCUCCGAUAGAGUAUAUCAUGCAUUGGUUCGCUGCCACAUCAGAAGAGUAUAAAGAGUCUACGAGACAAAGAAUUGAUGCUGAGGUUCGAGAGAUAUCUUUAAAACAAGGAAAAGAGAUGAAAACGUAUACACCUGAGCUAGUAUUGUUUCAAGACCAGAAUUUGAUCGAGUCUACAGUACGAGAAGCGUGUGACUUUCAAUUCAAAUUAAGAGAAGCUUGAGACAAUUGGUAAAAUUGUAUAUCGCAAGUGCUCAGAGAUUCUGGUGGAGAUUGGAGAUGGCAAAGCUAUCAUUUCUUUCCUGUUGUAGAGCCCUUUUACAAUCCAAUAUUUUGUAUAGUCCAACUCAGAGUUGGGUUUCUACGAUGUUCGUGUUAGUUUCUAAUGAGUGGAGGUCUUAGAUUGACAGUUUUGCAUUUUUGGUUUUUACAGGUUUAACUUGUCGCAAGUCCUUGAAAGAAUUUUUAUUUACUUGAUGCAUCUUGAGGUUGUUUCAUUGGAAUUUCUCUCACUUGUUGAACUGAAAUGCUUACAGAAAUUCGUAUCUAAUGUGAUCAAAAUUGAUUGAAAAUGUCUCCUUUCAAUAUUUAGGCCGAAGAAUGGAAAAUGUCUGACACCAUGUAAAGUGCUUUAUUUGGAGAUGAUAUAAUAUUGAAAAUUAUCGGUUCGAUAUGGAAUUUGUGCAUUCUUUUUCAAACAACCAUAUUACAUAAAACUUUUUUGCGUACCCGAGGUUGACUCACAACAAGUUGCUCAAGGUUUGCUCAAAAGUUGUUAUUGUGUUUGACUUGUUUUGUUUUUUACUUUCAUGUAGAGAUUAACUGGAAAUGAAGAUAGCUUUGAAAAG
Messenger RNA from Galdieria sulphuraria, 2035 nucleotides. RefSeq names its product tRNA dimethylallyltransferase isoform 2. The record is from RefSeq and is a predicted model, not a curated record. Gene Ontology annotation, molecular function: tRNA dimethylallyltransferase activity. Gene Ontology annotation, biological process: tRNA modification. The transcript is spliced from 5 exons. NCBI's taxonomy places the organism in Eukaryota, Rhodophyta, Bangiophyceae, Galdieriales, Galdieriaceae. The coding region runs from base 49 to 1410 and encodes 453 amino acids.